Messenger RNA from Lolium rigidum, 797 nucleotides. RefSeq lists its product as uncharacterized. The coding region runs from base 1 to 474 and encodes 157 amino acids. Lineage: Eukaryota; Viridiplantae; Streptophyta; Magnoliopsida; Poales; Poaceae. The record is from RefSeq and is a predicted model, not a curated record. The transcript has 3 exons.
AUGCAAGAUCAGGUGGCAGAGAAGCCUGCUCUGGUGGCGGAGAGCCCUGGCGAGGAGGGGGUCCCCGUGGAAAGAUAUCCGCGGCGGAAGAGGGCCCCUUUCUCCUCGGGCCGGCCGAGGUGGCUGACCCUGCUCAGCGUCGCCGCCAAGAACGCCGCCCCCCUCGCCGUGCUCAUCUACCUGGGCGACCAGGCCUGGCGCUGGGCGCACCCGGCCACCCUCGCGCCGCUCGACCAGGCCGCGCUCGCGGGAUACAACGCGCGCGUCGACGACGUCGAGGCCUCCCUCGUCCGCGCCUUCCGGGGCCUGCAGCUGCAGCUCGAGGCCGUCGACCGCAAGAUCGACGGCGAGGUCGGGGCCGCGCGGGGCGACCUCGCCGCGCUGCUCGACGAGAAGAGGCUCGCCCUCGAGGGACACCUCAACCUGCUGCACAUGGUCUGCUACUCGGCUCCGUUUUCGUGCUCCUCUACCUGAUGGUAGCGACGCAGUUCAGCUACAGCCAAAAAGCCUUGUUGGAGUUGGACCGAGCGACGGUUGAUUCAGCUAAAAAGCUUGAAAGGAGUCAUCCACGGCAAGAAGAUGUGAUCAGAACAAUGGAAGACUUCAACAGGGAGGAAGAGGUGGCCAAGGCGCACACGGAACAACGGCGUCAAGGUAAACGCGAGUUGCGUCCACGCUUGUUCGACGCGUUCUUGGGUGAGAUCAAGGAGAAAUAUCUCCUUCGGUUGGUCUCGCGGCCGUGCGACCAGAGCUGGAGCACGCCAUCAGAUCAAGCCGGACCAGCACGUAGCUAGCCA